UGGAGGCCCAGUACGGCCUUUUUCCCUCAAUUCGCUCUCGGUCGACUCUCUGGACGGGCCGACGCGACCUGGAAGACGGAAGUUCCCCUAGGCUCGCCGCCACCGGCGGCUGCCCCCUCCGCUCCCGCCUUCCCGGACCCCCCUCGGCGGCUCCCCGGCCUCCCCCCCACCGCUUCCUCCACCACUCCCCCUCCCUUCGAAUCCUCUCCGGCUCAGGCAAGAGAGCUGAGCUGCAGGCUUGCUACGUCUCUCGGCGGCUCGGCCGCUCGGGCGGCCACCGCGCAAGCUCAGAGCAGGAGCAGGAGUAGGCGCUGUUGCAGCAGUCCAGCAGCCAGCAACAGCACUACACAACACAAGAAGGAGUGCAGGAAGUUCAAAAAGGCUGCAUACAGAAAUAGCAGUUCAGGAGGAAACACCUGGAUGACCCUUCGUGAAACAGAAUCACGGUGGUAGAUGCUAAAUAUUUAUGUAAGAAACCGAUCUAACAAAGGUACCCUACUGCACACUUCCACUAAAUUGUUUGUCUUCCCUCCUACACUCCGAUUGCUAUUAAAGCAAACGGAAAUCAGCUAUCUACAUGUUUAUUCAAUCCUAGGAAAGCCACUUUCCCUGCUUAUCUUAUUAUGUACAUGAUAUAUACCAUCUCCUUUAGUUCAUCAUGUAAGAAUCUAUUUAUGUUUCGAACUAUUUGUAUUGGAAUAUAUAUAUUAAACUACAAUACUGUGAAACGAUUGGCUAUUUGUAUAAUUCAUUUCGCAAAUUUUUAUCGCACUUGGCUAGUGUGGAUAUUUUUCUUGGAGUGUGCCCACCCCGUAGUUUUUUCCUGCGUCUAAAUAAACUCCAUCAGUUUUGUGUUGGUUUACGAAUGUAGCCCUCCGACUUCGUCAACACUAGCGUGUAGCUCCUCUCCUUAAUAUAACUUAGCAGUAGUACAUCACUUACUAAGAAUGUGCCAUUUGUAAACAACGAGGUCCACAAGACUGGCCACUAGUGAUUGCUAGCCGGCCGGCUGGCCGGCCGGCUGGCUCAUCCGGUGGUUUUAUAUCCUCUACAGCAGUGAAGCACCAUCAUUCUGAAGCCAUCAUGAAGCGCAUCCAUCUCCUAAUCUCUUGCACUUGUUUCCUGCUAUCCGCCACUGCACCGGUGAGAGCUAACAUCCAGCGUGAAGCUGCAGCACUGGUGAAUUGGAAGGCUACCUUGGCAGGUGAUGAUGGCUCCCUUGCAUCAUGGUCGUUGCCCAACUCCACCAGCCUUUGCAGGUGGUUGCACAUCACUUGCGAUCCGAAGGCUGGGCAUAUCAUAGAGCUCGACCUACAGGACGUAAGUCUGAACGGCACACUUGACGAGCUCGACUUCUCGGCCUUUCCUCACAUGAAGGAACUAAGGCUUAACAACAAUGGUCUACACGGUACCAUUCCAACCGGGAUUGGCAAUCUGACAAGCUUGGUCAUAUUGGAAAUUGACACCAACCCGUAUUUGAGGGGCGCCAUUCCACGCAGCAUCGGCCAGCUGAAAAACCUUGUUCAACUGCAACUGGCAUUUUUGGGGCUCGAUGGCACACUACCUGAAGAGGUUGGUAACCUGACAAGCUUGGAGGCGCUUCAGCUCAACUCGGUUACUUUGACUGGAUCAAUCCCAGUAACAAUUGGGAUGCUCGUGAAGCUCGACUCUCUGGAUCUGGCACACAACAAUCUGACUGGCAGCAUCCCAUUGGAGAUUGGAAACAUGACAAAACUGCUGCUUAUGGACUUUUCGUGGAACUAUUUGGAGGGGCAGCUACCCAGUAGCAUGUCACAUCUGGCCAAACUCCAGUAUUUGGCUCUGUCAGGAAAUCAGCUUGGAGGCCAUAUCUUCCCUGAGCUUGGGAAUAGCAGCCUCCUGGAUACAAUCGAGAUUGCAAAGAACAACUUCUCCGGGUUGUUCCCGUCAUCCGUUUGUCAACGAGGAGCACUGAAAACUAUCAGUGCUGGAUAUAAUGGAUUUACCGGCAUUCAGCAGACCUUUCAAAACUGCACAACCCUGGUAAGUGUUGACUUCACGGCAAACAACAUUGUUGCAGAGCUAAGGGACUGCUUUGGCGAGCACCCAGAAUGGCUUGCAUUCAUGGCUUUCAGUCAAAACCAGCUGUAUGGCUCACUUCUGACAGAGCAGGGUGAGGCAUUUGUUUGUAACGUUACUUAUUUAUUAUACUUAGACCUUUCACACAAUGCUUUAAAUGGAGGUCUCCCCGAGUGUAUCGGGGACUUGCCAUUGAUAUUCAUGGAUCUGUCCGGAAACUCUUUCAGUGGUGUAGUUUCGUUCUCAUGCCAAGAUAGUCUUAACCAACUACACCUAGCCAAUAACCAUUUCCGAGGGACUUUUCCUUUGUGUCUUAAGAAAUGCAAAAACCUUAUCACUCUAGAUCUUGGAGGCAAUCAUUUCUCUGGUACGAUACCUUCCUGGUUAAGCAGGAGCUUGCCUGGACUGAGAUUUCUUCUACUGUCAUCAAACAUUUUUUACGGCAUCAUACCCCACCAGAUAUUACAAUUUCGUGAACUCCAGUUAUUGGACUUGUCAAAAAAUAGGCUCACUGGGUCCAUUCCAGAUGAUUUUACCAAUUUUACUGGCAUGAUACAAGAACAAGAACCCAUUGAAAUCGAAUUCUUGUACAAAGGCUUUGAUAGAGAGGUGAUUGAAAUAAUUUGGAAAAAUGCCGGUCAUGCUUACAAUCUGUGGAAGGGAGUCAUGGUGGGUAUGGACUUGUCUGACAACUUUCUUUCAGAAGAGAUACCUAAUGGGCUCACAACCCUUCUUGGACUCAGGUACCUGAAUUUGUCAGGAAAUCAUCUGUUAGGCUGUAUUCCCAACGACAUGGGUAAUCUGGUUCUGCUAGAAUCAUUGGACCUUCGGCAGAACCAGCUCUCGGGGGGAAUUCCUCCAAGCUUUGCAGCUUUGAUGAGCCUCAGUGUUCUGAACCUCUCGUAUAAUGGAUUGUCAGGGAGAAUACCUACCGGCAGACAGCUGCAGACGCUGGUAGAUCCGUCAAUAUACAGCCACAACCUAGGGCUAUGUGGUUUCCCAUUGGAAGGCUGCAUGAACUCAUCAACGUCUACACGAAACGAAGUGGGCCAGGCUGUAGAUAGAGAGGCACUGUGGCUGUAUUGCUUUGUGGCUGCUGGAUUCGUCUUUGGGUUCUGGCUGUACUGGGGCAUGUUCUUGUUCUACAGCGAGACCUGGAGGUGUGCGUUCCAUCAGUAUGUGGACAACAUGCAAGGGAAGGCAACCAAGAAAAUAUACAGCUGCAUGUCAUGCUUCUGGAGCACCGUGUGGUGCUGAAGUAAUGUCGAGCAUGUCUGUAAUAUUUCCCCUGUAUUUGCUAUGCAAUACCUUGGCCCUUAAUGACAGAAUGAGGAAGUGCACCAUGUGGUGUUGAAGUAAUGUCGAGCAUGUCUGUAAAAGUGUAAAUGUAUAUUACCAAGAAAAUAUACAGCUGAAGUAGUGCACCUUGGCCCUUAUUUUCCUUGUAUUUGCUAUGUAGUACAUUGAAAUGCAUGGAGUUUUUUGUGGUUACAGACGAGCUUUCAAAA
This is a messenger RNA of Lolium perenne, 3566 nucleotides long. RefSeq lists its product as uncharacterized. Lineage: Eukaryota; Viridiplantae; Streptophyta; Magnoliopsida; Poales; Poaceae. Gene Ontology annotation, molecular function: protein binding. The record is from RefSeq and is a predicted model, not a curated record.